CCCCGGAGCGCGCCGGGAGCGGUUGGAGUCCCGCAUGGCCCGGAGCUCAACUGCGCUACUGCUGUCGCCUCUGAUGCUCCUGCUGCUGGCGACCCCGGCGCAGGUCUCCCCCGACUACCAUUACUUCGGCGAGCAGGGCAAAGGCGACACUUGGGAGCAGCUGCGGCUGCAGCUUCUGGGGAAAGGAACUAAGAAGUUCUGGAUUCCUGAUAAAAGAAUCAAGUUAAGGCAUGGUGAGCAAGAGGAAGUGUGCCGAAGCAGGACUAGAAGACCGGUUUGCGCAGCUAACCACCCAGAGAGGACAAACACAUGGGGACAGGUGAAGCGCCUAUGCCAGGAAGGGGAACAUCUUGUGACUGACCAUGGAAGGCCCUGUAAUUAAUGACUCUAAUUGGAUGCCUGGACUUUUUAAAGAUCGUGGGCCUAUGAAACCAGAUGAAGAAGGGACAAGAAUGUACAACUAUUCGACAGGAGUUACUGGAAUGCCUGUGUGCCUGGGACUGGACGCAGAGGACUCCAUCCUUGGCCCAUGGGGAAAGUGGCGCUGUCUGUGCGACCUGGGCACGCAGGAGCGCAGCCGCGAGGUGCUGGGCACAGCGCCAGACCCGGUGUUCAUGGACCGCGAGGACCUGGUGCAGGUGCUGCCCUGCCGGCAACGCGAUUGUUCAUCCUGCAAGCCAAUGGACUGCGACUGGAGGCCCUGAGUCCGGGCCCCAUGGUUUACGCCAUUUGUUAUUGUCCCAUGUCGCGCCUAGCAGAUCUGGAGGCCUUGAAAGUGGCAGGGUCAAGUAUAAUCUGAACUCUCUGUCCCAUGAUACAGCCGCUGGGCUGGUGCAGUAUGCAUUGGACCAGGGCGUCAACGUUGCUCAGGUAUUUGUGGACACUGUGGGAAUGCCAGAGACAUACCAAGAGCGGCUGCAGCAGCGCUUUCCCGGCAUUGAGGUGACAGUCAAGGCCAAGGCAGAUGCUCUCUAUCCCGUGGUCAGCGCUGCCAGCAUCUGUGCCAAGGUGGCCCGAGACCAGGCCGUGAAGAACUGGCAGUUUGUGGAAAAACUACAGGACCUGGACACUGAUUAUGGCUCAGGCUACCCCAAUGAUCCCAAGACGAAAGCAUGGUUGAGGAAGAACGUGGAGCCCGUGUUUGGCUUUCCCCAGUUUGUCCGGUUCAGUUGGCGCACGGCCCAGAGCAUCCUGGAGAAGGAGGCGGAAGGUGUUACGUGGGAGGACUUGCCAACAGGGGAUCAGGAAGGACAAGGGAGGAUUACAUCCUAUUUCAACGAAAAGCCAGGAAACCGCCCCCAUCUCCCCCACCGGUACUUCCAGGAACGUGGCCUAGAGUCAGCGACCACUCUCUAAGAGCCAGCCUGUACCCUUUUUACCUUCAGUUUGUGAUUAAAAUUGCUUAAGGAAAGCCA
This is a messenger RNA of Myotis brandtii (Brandt's bat), 1415 nucleotides long. RefSeq names its product ribonuclease H2, subunit A (gene RNASEH2A). Bases 436 to 1356 code for a protein of 306 amino acids. Gene Ontology annotation, biological process: mismatch repair; DNA replication, removal of RNA primer. NCBI's taxonomy places the organism in Eukaryota, Metazoa, Chordata, Mammalia, Chiroptera, Vespertilionidae. The transcript has 9 exons. The record is from RefSeq and is a predicted model, not a curated record. Gene Ontology annotation, molecular function: RNA binding; RNA-DNA hybrid ribonuclease activity. Gene Ontology annotation, cellular component: ribonuclease H2 complex.